Molecule: messenger RNA, 974 nt
Organism: Dermatophagoides farinae (American house dust mite)
Lineage: Eukaryota; Metazoa; Arthropoda; Arachnida; Sarcoptiformes; Pyroglyphidae
Gene: Arl6IP1
Product: ADP-ribosylation factor-like 6 interacting protein 1
Cellular component (GO): membrane
Source: RefSeq, a predicted model, not a curated record
GAAUGAAUAAAACUAAAAUUUCAUUCAUCUAUGAUUAAUACAAACAAAAUUGGUCGACAAAUCAACGGAUCAAAUUGAACAUUAUUCAUCGAUCACCAACGACGACGGUGAUCAAUUUAAAAAGCUUUGUUACAUUGUGAUCAUUUUAACAUUCAUCGGUUUUUAACAUUGACAAAGCCAAAGAAGAAAAAAAAACAUUGUCAAAUAUGUCUGAAUUUGAUAAGACAGUUGAAUCUAUUCGCCAGAAAUUGAUUCCAAUACGUGAUAUUGUCGUACGUAUGCAUUCAAUUCUUAUCUGGAACAAAUCUUAUCAUGCACCGUGCAUUAUCAUGUUGGUCACUUUUAUUUUCAUGUGUCUAUGGCUAGUACAAGUACCUAUUAUUUCAAAAAUCUGUUUCAUUGGCAUAAUAGCCACAUUAAUCGAUUAUUUUCUACCAUUCCUUAAUGAAAUUUUUGCAUUACCUAAAUGGAAUGAUUCAGCUGAACAAUUAUUCAACGAUGAAUGCCAUUUGAUUGCAGAAACAUGGAUAAAUGUAAAGGAAUUUUAUCAACUAUUCUGUUCAUGGAAAUAUACAAAGACUAAACUUUAUUAUUCGACAUUGUUAACAACAUUGAUGGCUAUUGCCUGGAUUGGUACACAGAUUCAUAAUUUAUUGUUGCUAUACAUGGCCACAAUGUUUAUCGUAUUGUAUCCAGGACUUUCACAUUAUAAUAUGAUUGAAGAUUUUUUUCUUGCCAUUCAACGACGAUUACGAUCACUAUUUUCCAAACAUAGGCCAAUGAAUCCACCGAAAAAAACCAAUUGAAAACAGCUUGUAAUUGAAAAAUUUGUUUUCUUUUAUACAGAUCUUUAUUUAUAGCAGCUUAUUGUUAGUUAUACAUAUAUGAUCAUUAUGUAUGAUCUCUUUAAAAAAAAAAUAUUAAUAAACGUUUCCGAAUCAAUCUUAAUAGAUUCAUUCGAUUUGUUUGAAAAA